AUGGAGAUUAUGGAUAGCGGCGGCUCUGGCGGCGCGGGUUCCGCCGACCCCGGUCCGGGCCCCGGCCCCGGCGCGGGCGCGGGCGCGGGCCCAGCAGCCGGAGCGGGCGCCGAGGAGGCCGGCGCUGGCGGCGACGCGGCGGUGCGGCGCGCCAUUCUGCACGCAGCGCUGCCCUUCGUGCAGCAGCACGGGUGGUCGCGCGACGCGCUGAGCCGCGGCGCCGAGGCCGCGGGCUUCCCGGGCGUGGCGCACGGCCUGUUCCCGGGCGGCGGCGCCGACCUCGUGCGCUUCUUCUACACGGCGUGCAACGAGCGCCUGGCCGAGCAGCUGCGCGCGCGCGCGCCGCCGCCGGCCGACCGCCGCGCGCUCUUCGUGCAGGAGGCCGUGGAGGCGCGCCUGCGCAUGCUGCUGCCCUACCUGGACCGGUGGCCCCAGGCGCUGGCCAUCAUGACGCUGCCGCCCAACAUCCCGCCCGCGCUCGCCAACCUGCUCACGCUGGUGGACGACAUCUGCUACUACGCCGGGGACCGAUCCGUCGAUUUUAGCUGGUACACACAUCGAGUGACUGUAGCAGGAAUAUACAAAGCCACAGAACUUUACCUUAUCCAAGAUAAGUCUGAUGAUUAUCAAGCCACAUGGAAUUUUCUUGCCAGGUGCAUUGAAGAUACUGCUGCAAUGCAAAGAUAUCUACAACAAUCCAAAGGAACUACACAAAUGGCCCAAGAGACUAUUACAGCUGCUUUUGUAACGGCUCGAAACAUCCUAGGUCUCAAUUCUGGGAACAGAUAGUAGAAGGCCCCUCAAGUAGUAUCAGAUGUUUCAAGUCUGUGAUUAUGCACCAAGCGUGUGUAUAGAUGUUUAUGAGCUCUAGAUCUGUGCAAACAUCUGGAGUUCAUGUUAUUUAUGAAACAAUACCAUAAGAUACCAAAAAACAAGAAUCCUUAUUAUACAUUUAUUGUUACAAAAUUUAAUAAAGUAUUUUUUUCUUCAUUGCGAAUUUUUCUUACGAUGAUGAUAAUGAAAA
This is a messenger RNA of Gryllus bimaculatus (two-spotted cricket), 1024 nucleotides long. Lineage: Eukaryota; Metazoa; Arthropoda; Insecta; Orthoptera; Gryllidae. The record is from the annotation of a GenBank genome assembly.